This is a messenger RNA of Prionailurus viverrinus (fishing cat), 2948 nucleotides long. It is a transcript of the gene BEGAIN, whose product is annotated as brain enriched guanylate kinase associated. Gene Ontology annotation, cellular component: synapse. The record is from RefSeq and is a predicted model, not a curated record. The transcript is spliced from 8 exons. Bases 267 to 2177 code for a protein of 636 amino acids. Lineage: Eukaryota; Metazoa; Chordata; Mammalia; Carnivora; Felidae.
CCCGUCGCUCGCCGGCGCCCGCAGGGUUAACGGCGGCGGGAGGGUCUCCCCGCCCGGCGCACAGAGGGGCUGCCCGGCUGCUCGGGGCUAGGCAGGGAGGGUCUCCGAGCCGCGCGCGGGCGGGUCUGCGCAAGCCCGGCAGGGAGCCCCGCCGGCGAGCCGGACGCGCAGGGGUUAAUCCCUCGGGCCCGGGAGGGGCGAGCCAGGCCCGGAACCCCAGAACCUGAGGGCAGCGGGGUCUCUGACUGAGGAGUCCGAGGUCCCAAAUGCCAUCGCCCUCGGAUCGUGCCUCUGCCGCAGACAUGGAGAAACUCAGGCUGCGCAGCCCCUGGGUGCCCUCGUGCCUCGGGCAGCCCCGCAUCCUGCAGGGCCGGCUGGCCAGGUCCUCGCCCUCGCUCUGGGACAGCGCGCUGCAGGAGCAGAAGGGCGAGCUGCGCAAGCGGCUGUCCUACACCACGCACAAGCUCGAGAAGCUCGAGACCGAGUUCGACUCCACGCGCCACUACCUGGAGAUCGAGCUGCGGCGCGCGCAGGAGGAGCUCGAGAAGGUCACGGAGAAGCUGCGCAGGAUUCAGAGCAAUUACAUGGCGCUGCAGCGGAUCAACCAGGAGCUAGAGGACAAGCUGUACCGCAUGGGCCAGCACUAUGAGGAAGAGAAGCGAGCGCUGAGCCACGAGAUUGUUGCCCUCAACAGCCACCUGCUGGAGGCCAAGGUGACCAUCGACAAGCUGUCAGAGGACAAUGAGCUCUAUAGGAAGGACUGCAAUCUAGCGGCCCAGCUGCUGCAGUGCAGCCAGACGUACGGCAGGGUCCAUAAGGUGUCCGAGCUGCCCUCCGACUUCCAGGAACGUGUGAGCCUGCACCUGGAGAAGCACGGCUGCGGCCUGCCCUCCCCACUCUGCCACCCCGCCUACGCCGACAGCGUCCCCACCUGCGUCAUCGCCAAGGUGCUGGAGAAGCCCGACCCCGCCAGCCUGUCCUCCCGCCUGUCUGACGCCUCGGCCCGCGACCUGCCCUUCCGGGAUGGCGGGGAGAAGCCGGGCCCGCGGCCCCCCUACAAGGGGGACAUCUACUGCAGUGACACGGCCCUCUACUGCCCCGAGGAGCGGCGGCGCACCCGGCGGCCCAGCGUGGACGCGCCCGUGACCGACGUGGGCUUCCUGCGGGCCCAGAACUCCACCGACAGCGCGGCCGAGGAGGAGGAGGAGGCCGAGGCGGCCGCCUUCCCCGCGGGCUUCCGGCACGAGGCCUUCCCGGGCUACGCGGGCUCGCUGCCCACGUCCAGCUCCUACUCCAGCUUCAGCGCCACGUCGGAGGAGAAGGAGCACGCCCAGGCCAGCACGCUCACCGCCUCGCAGCAGGCCAUCUACCUGAACAGCCGCGACGAGCUCUUCGACCGCAAGCCGCCGGCCGCCGCCUACGAGGGCAGCCCGUGCUUCGCCAAGGCCACGGCCAGCGUGGCAGCGCCACUGGAGGCCGAGGUGGCCCCGGGGUUUGCGCGGACCAUGUCGCCGUACCCCGCCGAGUCCUUCCGCUUCCCGGCCUCCCCGGGCCCCCAGCAGGCCCUGAUGCCCCCAAACCUGUGGAGCCUGCGGGCCAAGCCGGGGACGGCCCGGCUCCCCGGGGAGGACGCGCGGGGCCAGUGGCGGCCCCUGAGCGUGGAGGACAUCGGUGCCUACUCCUACCCGGCCACCGCCGCCGGCCGCGCCUCGCCCUGCAGCUUCUCUGAACGCUACUACGGCAGUGGGGGCAGCCCGGGCAAGAAGGCCGAGGGCCGCGCCAGCCCCCUCUAUGCCACCUACAAGGCCGACAGCUUCUCGGAGGGUGACGACCUCUCCCAGGGCCACCUGGCGGAGCCCCGCUUCCUCCGGGCCGGCGGCGACCUGAGCCUGAGCCCGGGCCGCGCGGCCGACCCGCUGCCCGGCUAUGCGCCCAGCCAGGGGGAUGCGGAGAGGCUCGGGGUGCAGCUGUGCGGGGCGGGCGGCAGUCCCGAGCCCGAGCACAGCCCCCACAGUUCCAGGGACUCCUUGGAGCCCAGCUCCAUGGAGGCCUCCCCGGAGAUGCACCCCGCCGCCCGCCUCAGCCCCCAGCCGGCCUUCCCGCGGACUGGUGGCUCGGGGCUCAGCCGCAAGGACAGCCUCACGAAAGCCCAGCUCUAUGGAACCUUGCUCAACUGAGUGCCUGCCAGCAGGCCGCGGCCAGGGGGCCCCCGCCCACCCCCCCCCCCCCCCCCGCCUCCCCACCCCCGGGCCCCGAGGGCACAGCUCGCCUCCCCCCUAGACACCCAUCCUCCCCAGUCCCUGCCAACCGGGACCCUCUCUUCCACCCGACCCAGUUGAGCCUGAGCGGAGGACCCCUCCCCCACCAUCCUGUCCACCCCAGCCCCACCACGGUGGAACGUUUUUCACACACCAACAUCCUUCCCCACCUGAGAUGAGCAUCCCCCCCUUUUAUAAAGUGAAACUAUUUUUAUAGAGAAAAAGGGUCUUUCUUAACGCACUUGGCCUCCAGCUCCCUGGACGGCAGCCUUGGCGUUUUCAACACAAAGCUCCUUUAUUUUUCGGGGGAGGACAGCGGGGCCUGCCCCUGGGAGGGGAAGGACGGUGUCCUGUGGAGACACCCCAGCGAGCCAGUGACAGGGGAGCCCGUAGCUCUGUCCGCGAAGAGGGGAGGUGGACCGGGUGGGGGGGAUGUGAAAUGUUUCUAAACUGUUUUCGCCGUGUGACCGACACACCACCCCAGCUCUCCUGUGGUCCGUAAGUCCCGAGUGGGGCCGGUGCUCGUCCCCCAGCGUCCCGCUCCCCGGCACCACCUCGCUCUACCUCAGACGUAAUGAGGCCCUCGGACUCCCAGUUUCUGUGGCUUGCUCUCCCGUUGUCUGCGAUGCAUGCCCUGUCUCGGUUAGUACUGUACUUUCGUUCAUUAAUAAAAGACAUCAGUGGAAAGAA